GUUCCUUCCCACGCACCUCUGUGUGCAUUGUAACCCUAGCUGAUAACUAUUUGCUGUAGGGACAUUAGAUGAGGUCUGGCAGUGUACAGCACUGCGCACCAGCCCGCCAGAGCCGCACCUGUAUACACGCUGCAGGUGUAGUGACACGUCAGUGAGUGGCCGCUCUGGUGCCACUCGUUUACUGGUUAUUGGUAUGUUACUGGUUGCCUACAGCUCGUCUCUCCAGCUUUACUGGUCUAGUGAGUCCCUCUCCAUACAGGAAUUAUGUGAAGCAAUCCCGAUGGCGACAGGUUUAUAAGGGUGGAGAGAACAUAUUCUGCCAGAAUCCCACUUCCUAUGAACUACCGAUGCCACAUCCGCACCUUGUGAUCACGAGCAGUUCCUUUCCUAUGCCCAGCACGGUAUUCUGAGGACUACAUCUUUUGUACAUUUCCUGAGGCAACAGUACACACUGUGCCCGCAGAGUUUACUCUGGAACCAUGUCAGGGAGUUACACCCCGUCUCCAGGAGGUCCUUUCUCAGCCCUCACGCCAAGCAUGUGGCCACAAGACAUACUUGCCAGAUAUACUCAAAAGGAGCAGACUGUAGAUCAGCCAGAGUUUCGUUACGAUGAGUUUGGAUUCCGAGUAGAUAAAGAAGAUGGCGCAGAACCAAAUUCAAGUAAGUUGUUGGGAAUUCCACUUACAGAAGAUCCCCAGCAGAGGUUAAAGUGGCAGGCCCAUCUAGAAUUCACCCACAACCAUGACGUAGGAGACCUAACGUGGGACAAGAUUGAUGUGACUCUCCCCCAUUCUGACAAGUUACGAACCCUUGUGCUAGCUGGAAUCCCCCACAGCAUGAGACCACAGCUCUGGAUGCGGCUGUCAGGUGCCUUACAGAAGAAGAGGAAUUCAGAAAUGACAUACCGAGAUAUUGUACGGAACAGCUCCAACGAUGAUACAUUAGCUGCUAAACAGAUCGAAAAGGAUUUGCUUCGCACUGUGCCCAGCAAUGCGUGUUUCUCCAAUCUGCAAAGUGUGGGUGUGCCUCGUCUCAGAAGAGUGCUGCGCGGCCUGGCAUGGUUGUACCCGGAUAUUGGGUAUUGCCAAGGCACAGGCAUGGUGGCUGCAUGCUUACUUCUCUUUCUGGAGGAAGAAGAUGCUUUCUGGAUGAUGAGUGCCAUUGUAGAAGACUUGGUGCCAGCUUCUUAUUUCAGCACCACCUUGAUUGGUGUUCAAACAGAUCAGCGGGUACUAAGACACCUCAUAGUUCAAUACCUCCCACGACUGGACAAGCUGCUACAGGAACAUGAUAUUGAGCUGUCUCUCAUCACUUUGCACUGGUUCCUCACGGCAUUUGCCAGUGUAGUGCACAUCAAACUGCUGUUGCGGAUCUGGGAUGUAUUUUUCUACCAAGGUUCCCUUGUCCUCUUCCAGGCCACCCUAGGCAUGCUAAAACUUAAGGAGGAAGAGCUUAUCCAGUCUGAAAACUCUGCCGCUAUCUUUAACACUCUGUCAGAUAUUCCUACCCAUAUUGAGGAUGCAGAUGUCCUACUGCGGGAAGCUAUGAUGAUUGCAGGAACCCUCACGGAAGUUAUGAUUGAGGCUCAGCGACGCAAACAUCUGGCCUACCUCAUCGCAGACCAGGGCCAACUGCUUAAUUCGACGGCUGCCGUCACUAGCCUUUCUAAGAUUAUGAGACGGCAGAGUCAGCGCCGAAAGUCUGGAAUUACCACGCUUUUAUUUGGUGAUGAUGACUUUGAGGCCCUAAAAGCCAAGAAUAUCAAGCAGACAGCGCUGGUGGCAGAUCUGAGAGAGGCCAUCCUGCAAGUCGCCCGUCAUUUUCAGUGCUCUGACCCUAAAAACUGCAACCUAGACCUGACACCUGACUACAGUAUGGAGAGCCACCAGAGAGACCAUGAGAAUUACGUGUCAUGUUCCCGAAGCAGGCACCGUAGAGCAAAGGCUCUUCUAGACUUUGAGCGUCAUGAUGAUGAUGAGCUUGGCUUCCGCAAGAAUGACAUCAUCACGAUUAUUUCUCAGAAGGAUGAACACUGUUGGGUAGGAGAAUUAAAUGGACUCCGCGGCUGGUUUCCCGCAAAGUUUGUGGAAAUUCUUGAUGAAAGGAGUAAAGAGUAUUCAGUUGCUGGGGAUGACUCUGUCACAGAGGGGGUUACAGACUUGGUUCGAGGAACCUUAUGUCCAAGUAUUAAGGCAAUAUUUGAGCAUGGACUGAAGAAACCAUCUCUGUUAGGAGGUCCCUGUCAUCCUUGGCUCUUCAUUGAGGAGGCUGCCAGUCGGGAAGUGGAGAGAGACUUCGAUUCAGUAUAUUCACGCCUUGUUCUCUGCAAGACCUACAGGUUAGAUGAGGACGGCAAGGUGUUAACUCCAGAGGAACUAUUGUACAGGGGUGUACAGUCUGUGAACGUAAGCCAUGAUGCUGCUCAUGCACAGAUGGAUGUCAAGCUCCGUUCACUUAUAUGUAUUGGUCUAAAUGAACAGGUCAUCCACUUGUGGCUGGAAGUACUUUGCUCCAGUUUACAGACAGUGGAGAAAUGGUACCAGCCGUGGUCUUUCCUGAGGAGCCCAGGUUGGGUACAGAUAAAGUGUGAAUUAAGGGUUCUGUCAAAGUUUGCCUUCAGUUUGUCACCAGAUUGGGAAUUGCCUGUGAAAAGAGAGGACAAGGAGAAGAGGCCAUUGAAGGAAGGGGUACAAGACAUGUUGGUUAAACAUCACCUCUUCAGCUGGGAUAUUGACGGCUGAUGGUGUUCUUCUUCUCGUGCUGAAUAAAUGUCUGACCCUAUGGAGUCUUACAGAACUUCACUCCAGCAAUGCACUUUUCUGUUACUACUCUACUGCCAAGAACUCUCUCCAAAAAUCUCUUCAUUAUAUAAUAAAUCUGUGGAUGUGACCUCUAGCUGAAAUCUACCAUUAAGGCAAUGGAGAAACUUGCCCACAGCCAGAAAACAGGGACGAGAUUCUGACACAUUUCAGAUCUACCCUGCACUGGACCAGUCCCAUCAUCUCAUCCCUUGACAAGUCAGAUUGUAUCCAGUUUAAUGAAGCGGGCGGUCCAAGCUCCUGAAAAUCUAUAGCUGUGUAUAUAUAAAGUACAGAGAAAUAUAUAAGUGUAUAUUUUGAAGCAGAUAUGUUGAUUUUUCUUUUUGUCAGCACAUUUCCUACCUCCUUUCAUUUUCCUUCCACUACUGAACCACGACACUUUUCAGAAAAAUUAAGUUUAAAGGGGUCAUUAUAGGGGUUGAAUAACCCCUUUAAGAGUAACAUGAGACAAUGGCUCUCAAUGAAAUGUAUUGCUGUAUACCAAGACGUCGAAGGCAACUUUUUACCUUCCAUGACUUUGGAUAGUGUAUUAAAGGACCAGUUGGCUGUGACUAGACUUCCCUUUGUAGAUUAAUAGGACAAAGCUUUGAAUGUUGCAGUAUUUUGUCGUUCUAUUUUUUUACAUGUUUUAAAUAAGUUUGAAAUACGAGCAGAUCCAAAUUCUGAACUAUAAAAUUUCCAAUUUUGUGCAAGGAGAGCUCUCUACAAUGUCUGUUACCUGAAAGCCAGGCUGUGUUUCAAUAGUAUCAUAUCACUUAUACCUCUAGUGCUGUGAUAUUCUUGAAAUGUAUAUGUUUGAAUGUUCAUUUGCAAGCACAAUACCAUAUAGAGAUUGGCUUUAUGUGCCUUCAUGUUGAGUACACGUGGAAACCCUACUCUUAUAAAGUAGAACUAAAUAUCGGGAAUGCACUGGGUCUCAUUAAUGAAAAUGAAUGCAGGGAAGAAAGUGUUGACCUUAUCAUAGUGUCCCAGAAUGAAGAGGAAAGAAAAUCAAGGGAUAAUUGCGUAUAUGAAAAUGAAGCAUGUAUGUCACGUUUCUCAUUCUUAUGUUUGACUUUACCUACACUUCCAAAAUCUCACCUGGUUUAUAACAUACAGUGCCUAAAUAAAAAUGCCAUACAGUGUCUAUAUACUUUGACUUUUUUCCAUCCAAGCAUCGUUCCCAUUUGAAUUCCAAUACUAUCUACCUAUAGUGCCAUACUGUACCAAAAAUGUAUAGUGCCCAGAUCAACACUCCAGGUUAGAGAUGAGCAAUCCAGGCAAGAUUCAGUUUGUUUUAAGUUCGACAAAUUUCUUUAUCACUAGGCAGACCAAAAAAUUGCUCUCUCUCUCGAAUUUUUAAAGAGUAGUUAGGCAAAUGUCUUAUGAGACAUUCUGGUUCUCAUCCUUCUGGAAAGAGAGCUAGCUUGCAUGUUUCAGUGAGACAGGUGUAAGCUUUGUGGGAUGUUGUAAUU
This is a messenger RNA of Bufo bufo (common toad), 4273 nucleotides long. RefSeq names its product small G protein signaling modulator 3 (gene SGSM3). The record is from RefSeq and is a predicted model, not a curated record. Gene Ontology annotation, molecular function: protein binding. The transcript has 22 exons. NCBI's taxonomy places the organism in Eukaryota, Metazoa, Chordata, Amphibia, Anura, Bufonidae. The coding region runs from base 480 to 2741 and encodes 753 amino acids.